Besnoitia besnoiti is the source of this 1566-nucleotide messenger RNA. RefSeq lists its product as uncharacterized. The transcript has 10 exons. The record is from RefSeq and is a predicted model, not a curated record. Gene Ontology annotation, cellular component: tRNA-splicing ligase complex. NCBI's taxonomy places the organism in Eukaryota, Apicomplexa, Conoidasida, Eucoccidiorida, Sarcocystidae. The coding region runs from base 1 to 1566 and encodes 521 amino acids.
AUGGUUUUCUGGCCACCCAAGCGGAGACAGAAUUCUUCUUUUUCGGGUUCGGCCAGAACUGUUUUCUACGUCGAGGGCGACAAGAAACGCGCGAGGAGCCCACCCCCUACGCAACUCGAGCAGGCGCCGCCGACGAGAACUUUGAGAGAGUCCGAACUCAAACGACUUGCAAAGAUGGUCGCGGCGAGAGUUGCGGUCAGCAUCGAGGAGCUACAUAGCUCGCUCGCGGCAUGUUACGAAACAAUCAAUAACAGGCCAACAACAGGAUGCAGCCAGCAGGAAGUGCUCCUUCUCCUCCAAGACAACUGUUUCUUCCCAGUUGUCGAGCAGAUCUGGAGGGAAAUUGAGCUGUUGGAGGGCCGCUCUCUCAAGGGCCACGAGCAGGAACAACUUGUGGACUUUAUCCGCUCGCGAGGCUACCUGCUCCCCGAGGGCGUUACGCCCGAGGCCUUGCGGGACUUCGCCUUCAAGCGCGUGCUCCUGUAUAAUCUUCUCAUCGAUAUUCAGACGUGCCGCCUCCUCGCCAAGAAACGCCUCACGACGCGCCUUUCGUUUCCCAGCGCCGCGCUCUUGGGCGGCGUACGCACGCCUGAGGCGGAUGCCGCCGAGCGUGCGCAAGCGAGUUUGGAAGCUGUGAAGGCCAUUGCGCGCGCUGCCGAGGUGCCUGCAGACUCCUGCGCGUCUCUGCAUGAGGCCGUUCAGAAAGGCGUUCUCCCUCAAGCUUCGCAGAAGCUCCGCGGGAGGGCCGUAGAACCGAGCUCGCAAGCACUUGUUCCGGCGCUGCCGGCAGAGGCGCUCCCAGACGGCGCCCUCUUGAAGGACAUAGCCACCAUCACGAAGGUCCUCGACCGCGGGUACCAGCUGCGAAGACGAGUCAUGCUCGGGCGACUCGACGUGACGAUUCAGGCCUUUCUCUGGUCAAAGAAAGCUGCGGAAAACGAGGCUGCGAUCGCGACGCUGCUGCAGGGGAUGAUGGGAUGGCGCGAGGCUCUGCUGAAUAAACAUGUGAACGUCUACGACGUUUUCGCGGUUGACAAGUCGCUUCUCACCUCGCGUCUGUCGCUGCCGAUUUCUCGCACGGCGGACCCCAGCAAGGCAGUCCUGCCGAUCAAGACGCUAAUCAUAGGGCCGGUGCCCGACCGCGGGGGCAUUCCCGAGGGAUAUACGAUGCAGCAGAUUCGCAGCGACGUGCGACGCGCGAACGAGUCCAUGAGGCAGAGAGACAGCGACCGAAGACCAGCCUUCAGCGGACGCGGCCGAGGCGGCGGGCACUGGCGAGGCGGGGGCCAUCGCAGCGACUUCACGUCGCGUGACCAGUUUUCUUUUUCGCAGUCUUCGUCUGGCUCGCGAGGCAGGGGCUACGAGGCAACUGCCAACGCUGCGAAAGGCAGCUUUGAGAAGCGCGGGAGAGACGCGCGCUCUGCGCCGAGUCGGGGCGGAGACGACAGACAGUUCCGGUCAUUCCAGAACCAGCCGGGCAGAGGCCGCGGCGUGGGAGGGCGAGGCGGAGGAGGCUUCGGAGGCAGGGUCGCGGAUCGGCCGGCGACCUGGAGCUCUGCGCGGUGA